Molecule: messenger RNA, 1855 nt
Organism: Molossus molossus (Pallas's mastiff bat)
Lineage: Eukaryota; Metazoa; Chordata; Mammalia; Chiroptera; Molossidae
Gene: NIT1
Product: nitrilase 1
Exons: 7
Coding region: 331-1206 (291 amino acids)
Molecular function (GO): hydrolase activity, acting on carbon-nitrogen (but not peptide) bonds, in linear amides
Source: RefSeq, a predicted model, not a curated record
CGCCUCCGCCUCCGGGCCGUUCUCCGGUUUGGAUCCCGCGAGUGACCCCGCUGUGUCUCCAUAGUGUUUCGAAGACGGGGUUUUCACCGGAAGGGCCCUGAUUCAGCCUCCCAGCUGAAGAUGCAGAGAAUCCCGGAAGUGUAUUGCUCCAGGGAGGGGCUGGUGUCCUGAUUUCUCACCUUCCUCAGGCUCGGCUUCGUUGUCAGCCCUCCGCACCACCUCCUGUCCCUUCUAAGUCCCAGACUGCGGAUACUUCGACUUUCAGUACUUUGUGCUCUGCCCAGGUUUCCGCACGCCGUUCCUGCCUGCGCCAUUCACAGGCCCAGAGCCAUGGCUGUGUCCUCUUCCUCCUGGGAACUGCCCCUGGUGGCUGUGUGCCAGGUAACAUCGACGCCAGACAAGCAGCAGAACUUUAAGGCUUGUGCUGAGCUGGUUCGAGAGGCUGCCAGACUGGGCGCCUGCCUGGCUUUCCUGCCCGAGGCAUUUGACUUCAUUGCACGGGACCCUGCAGAAACUCUGCACCUGUCUGAGCCACUGGGAGGGCACCUUUUGGAAGAAUAUGCCCAGCUUGCCAGGGAAUGUGGACUCUGGCUGUCCUUGGGUGGUUUCCAUGAACGUGGCCAAGACUGGGAGCAGACUCAGAAGAUCUACAAUUGUCACGUGCUUCUCAACAGCAAGGGGUCAGUAGUGGCCACUUACAGGAAGACACAUCUGUGUGACGUAGAGAUUCCAGGGCAGGGGCCUAUGCACGAAAGCAACACUACCAUGCCUGGGCCCAGUCUCGAGUCACCUGUCAGCACACCAGCAGGCAAGGUCGGUCUGGCUAUCUGUUAUGACAUGCGGUUCCCUGAACUCUCUCUGGCACUGGCUCAGGCUGGAGCAGAAAUACUUACCUACCCUUCAGCUUUUGGAUCCGUAACAGGCCCAGCCCACUGGGAGGUGUUGCUGCGGGCCCGUGCCAUUGAAACCCAGUGCUAUGUAGUGGCUGCAGCACAGUGUGGACGCCACCACGAGAAGAGAGCGAGUUAUGGCCACAGUAUGGUGGUAGAUCCUUGGGGAACAGUGGUGGCCCGCUGCUCUGAGGGACCAGGCCUCUGUCUUGCCCGAAUCGACCUCAGUUAUCUGCGACAGUUGCGCCAGCAUCUGCCUGUGUUCCAGCACCGCAGGCCUGACCUCUAUGGCAGUCUGGGUCACCCACUGUCUUAAGACUUCUGACUUCUUGCCCAGCCAGUGUGGUUCGGUGGAUUGAGUCAUCCCAUGGACUGAGAGGUCCUGGUUCAAUUCCUGGUCAGGGCACAUGCCCGGGUUUUGGCCUCAAUCCCCAGUAGGGGGCAUGCAGGAGGCAGCCAAUCAAUAUAUCUCUCUUUCCCUCUCACUAAAAAAAAAACAAACUGCCCACUUCUGUGAGUUGAGACCCCAUUGUGAGCUUGUGUUGCUGUUACUUAGAGGUGGGACCCAGGUGCACUUCCCCUCAUCUGGAGAACCUUGACUCUUGAAGGAACAUAGGCUCAGCUUCUUGGGAAAGAAACUCACCUGAGCUCAGAUUUGUUUUAAAAAAUGCGGCAUUUUAUACAGUCACUGUUUAUUUCAUGAAAACUAAAAUUAUGCUGAGGGCCGAGCAGCACUGGCAUUGAAAAAAAAUAUAAAGUGUGCCUGGACCUCUCCUUUGGGAGCUGAGAGGGGAGGUAGUGGUGUACCAGCUAGACUCAGCUCCAGUUCUAAGCCUCUUAGUUCAUUCAACAUGCCUCCUACCGACAUAAAAGUGCAACAUCCUGCAUGUCCCAGCCCCAUGCUCGGGAGCAGGGGGGCGCAGGAUGGGGAAGGGAAAAGGGAGAUUAUACUGAAUCACUUCACU